AUGACAUGUGAAUUCGAGAUGACAGACUUAGGCUUGAUGAGAUUCUUUCUUGGUCUGGAGGUUCGACAAGAAGAAACAGGAAUCUUCAUCUCACAAGAAAAAUAUGCAAAAGAAAUCUUGAAGAGAUAUAAGAUGGAAAGCUGUAAUCCGGCUUCGACGCCAAUGGAACUAGGAACAAAGUUGUCAAAAUUUGAUGGAGGAGAACGUGUCGAAGCAGGCAAAUAUCGAAGUUUGGUAGGAAGUCUUCGCUAUCUCACAUGUACAAGACCAGAUAUCUCGUUAAGUGUAGGCAUUGUAAGUCGAUUCAUGAAGGAGCCAGUUUACACACAUUGGAAAGCAUUGAAGCGAAUUCUGAGGUACAUCCAAGGAACAGUAUCACUUGGGAUGUUCUACUCGAAUUUAGACAAAUACAAGUUGGUUGGUUACUCUGACAGUGAUUGGUGCGGAGACAUAGACGAUCGAAAAAGCACUUCUGGAUAUGUCUUCUUCAUGGGAAAUACUGCAUUCACUUGGCUUUCUAAAAAGAAGCCAAUAGUAACACUUUCGACAUGUGAAGCAGAAUAUGUAGCAGCAUCCCUGGUGCGUUUGUCAUGCAAUAUGGCUCAGAAGAUUGAUGAGUAA
Molecule: messenger RNA, 621 nt
Organism: Lathyrus oleraceus (garden pea)
Lineage: Eukaryota; Viridiplantae; Streptophyta; Magnoliopsida; Fabales; Fabaceae
Product: secreted RxLR effector protein 161-like
Exons: 1
Coding region: 1-621 (206 amino acids)
Source: RefSeq, a predicted model, not a curated record